AGGGACACGCGACAUUUUCAUGAAAGUCCUCCAGUGUUAGAUAGCAGUCCUCGUAUUCGCUAUUUGGUAAAGAACGGGUUUGACAACCACUCAUGUGCUUGGGUGUUGUAUUUAAAUCGUAUCGUCUUUUUAGUUAAAUAUAAUCAUUUUAAAACAUGUUCGUGUUUUGCAUUUUUCAUUUAGAAAGCUGACUUUACAUUAUUUUCUUAGGCAUUGCUGCAGACAACCUUGGGGUCCUUCAACAAAACCUGUUUUCCCUGACGCGAUCUUUUUUUUAUUAUAAACUCUGUUUCUAAAAGAAGAAACAGACUUCAUCCACUGACAGUUCUUUUCUUCAUUCGGGAUUAAGAUGCUGUUGGCUUUACAAUUCUCCUAGAGUAGAUAGUGAGGCAGUCAGUGACGGAAUGAUAAGAAACAAGCAAUAAUGACUUGAUUGCGCUGAGCGGUUAAACGUACAGUUAUAUCUGACACAAACAGACGAAAGGAAGUUAUAGUGGGGAAUCUUCUUGAGGAUAAUCGAUUUCCGGGUUCGUGACAUCGGUUGUAGUUCAUUGUGGAGCGGGAAGUCGGUGGAAAGGACGCGGGGAGCGCAGCAGUGUCGGUUUCCAUAGCUGGGCUACUGGACGACAGCAUGGCCGCGGGGAAGGGAUCGAGGAAGCUCGGUUCCAUGUGGGACAAUAUGCAGAUAAGAUUCAUUGUUUGCUUCCUCGGAGUCUUCGUGUGCUAUUUUUACUACGGAAUACUACAAGAAACUAUUACCCGUGGUGAAUAUGGCCAGGGAGACACCAAGGAAAAGUUUAGAUAUGCAAGAACACUGGUGUUUAUCCAGUGUAUUAUCAAUGCUGUUUUUGCUAAGAUCUUGAUCCAGUUUUUUGAGGGCCCUAAACCAGAUCAAUCUGCAAGUUGGCUUUAUGGACUCUGCUCCCUCUCAUACGUUGGAGCUAUGGUGUCCAGUAACUCCGCCCUUCAGUAUGUUAACUAUCCCACACAGGUAUUGGGCAAAUCCUGUAAGCCUAUUCCAGUAAUGCUUCUUGGAGUUACGAUACUAAGAAAGAGGUAUCCACCAGCCAAGUAUCUGUGUGUUCUGUUGAUUGUGAGUGGUGUAGCUUUGUUCCUCUACAAACCCAACAGUUCAAAAGUUGCAGACAACCAUUCAUUUGGUUUCGGGGAGAUUUUGCUGCUGGUAUCCUUGACAUUAGAUGGUUUGACUGGUGUAGCCCAGGACCAAAUAAGGGGUCGCUAUCAAGCAAGUGCCAAUCACAUGAUGCUGAACAUCAACCUGUGGUCCAGCCUGGUGCUGGGGCUCGCUGUGUUGUGGACAGGGGAGAUAUGGGAAUUCCUGAGUUUUGCUGAACGCUACCCCAACAUUUUCUACAAUAUUCUACUGUUUGGGCUGACCAGUGCUGCAGGACAGACAUUCAUUUUUAUGACUGUGGUGCACUUUGGGCCGCUGACCUGCUCCAUCGUCACCACCACGAGGAAGUUCUUCACCAUACUGGGCUCUGUGCUUCUAUUUGGUAACGUCAUGUCUACCAUGCAGUGGCUUGGAACUGUCCUAGUUUUCCUAGGACUCGGAUUGGACGCAAAAUUUGGCAAAGGCCCCAAGAAAACGACUCAUUGAAACGUCUGAAGCCAAAACAUUUCAGUGCCGAUGCAAACACUCAGAAGCCAGUAUCUCAUUUUAAGAAGACAUUGUGUGCCGUCAGGGGUCGUCAUUUUUUUUGUAAAGUCAGGUUCAGAGAAAUGUUAUGUAACAGGCUAGACACAUGGAGUUGUAGCGUGCCGCUGCACACAAAAAUACAGAAAAAAAUUACAGAAGGUAGUAACGUCUUUUAUUAUUAUGUCAAAGGAGCAUUUUCUGGGACAUAUGCAGAAACAUUGUGCCAAAAAACACAUAUACACAUUACAAAUAUACAUUUUCAGUAAGUGACAAUGUGAUGGAAUAGCUGGAUUAUUUUGGGUUCUGUAGAAUUAACACUCUUUUUAAGAAUCACUUAAUAGUCCAGGAAGACUGUUUAGCUUGUUUGCUAACAGUUAAGUGGCACUGCAUUCUCCCCAUCAUCAAAAAUUCAGCUGCACUUAAAGCGCCCCAUGCCGGAGCAUGUGGACACCACUCGGUUAACAGGUUAAAAACACACAUUAAAACUAGACCCCUUCACCCACCCACAUUUGUUUGUAUAUGUUCAAAAAAGUGACAACCCUUGUCCAAAUAGUUCUGAUUAUGCAGAUGAUGAUUUGUUGAAGAGUCAGAUUUUAAACUUCAAUGUAAUUCACAAAUACUUUAUUGUAGCUUUGAACCCUGACUUGGGUUGUUUUCUGUUGAUAUACAAUAGAGUAAUUUUUAGGGAACAAGUUUGAAUGAGAUAUGAUGUGAUAAUUGCGCUGCAUUUUCUGAUCCCAGGUCAUGAAAGGUUAAUGAAGGAAUUAGGACCGACUGAAAACUGCAUCUGGAAAAUGCUUUAUUUGGACAACUUCACAUUGUCUCUGAAAGCAGUGAUAUCCCCUGUCUAGGCUUAAUCUAUUUUAACAUUUAUGAAUCCAUAAACAUCCCAUAAAAUGAGGCUGAGUUUACAAAAUUUUGCUUUGAUGUCUUGGCAACCAGACAGCUGAGGGUCCUGCCAUUUAUAAAAUAUGAAUGAUUUUCUGUAGCCUGUUGUAUCCCCUCUUACUAUUACAAUGGUUUUUAUUUUCUAAGUUGAAAAUAACUUUCCAUUAAUGGGAAGAUUUGAUAUUUCAUGUUUUUUUAUUUUACAUCAUUUAAUUGAUUAUUUCAAAUAAAUUACUAUUUAUUUGUAUUUCACAAAAAUAGCAAAUAUCACAUGUCUGCUUGCAUUUAUGUGCGAUGUUUGAAUUGUUUUUGAAAGACAUUUUUAGAUGUCUUUCAAAAGAUGUUCAUUGUAAUCUUUUCACAUGGACAUUUUUGUGACAAACAGGGUCACUUUUUUUCUUUUCCUCAAAAUAACUUUUUUUCAAAAUAACAUUUUCUCUCAGUCAUUUCCAGGUCAUUUAGAUUAUGUUAUGUCAACUUUAUGAAUUUUAUAGCUUCUCUUUAGCAAGUUUUUAUCUGGCCAGGGUGAACUUAAAGAUAACCUCUUGGAUAGUAUAGUAUAUGAUUAUUAGUACUAGUAUAUGAUUAUUAUUUCAUAAGAUUCUACAUUGUUGUCUUGUACCUUUAUCUGGGUUCACUAUAAAUGUUUUUUUCUUUUUGGCAAAA
Cynoglossus semilaevis (tongue sole) is the source of this 3214-nucleotide messenger RNA. It is a transcript of the gene slc35b1, whose product is annotated as solute carrier family 35 member B1. Gene Ontology annotation, molecular function: UDP-galactose transmembrane transporter activity; UDP-glucose transmembrane transporter activity. Gene Ontology annotation, cellular component: Golgi membrane; endoplasmic reticulum membrane. NCBI's taxonomy places the organism in Eukaryota, Metazoa, Chordata, Actinopteri, Pleuronectiformes, Cynoglossidae. The transcript is spliced from 9 exons. The record is from RefSeq and is a predicted model, not a curated record. Gene Ontology annotation, biological process: UDP-galactose transmembrane transport. The coding region runs from base 632 to 1621 and encodes 329 amino acids.